Capronia coronata CBS 617.96 is the source of this 570-nucleotide messenger RNA. RefSeq lists its product as uncharacterized. The record is from RefSeq and is a predicted model, not a curated record. Lineage: Eukaryota; Fungi; Ascomycota; Eurotiomycetes; Chaetothyriales; Herpotrichiellaceae. Bases 1 to 570 code for a protein of 189 amino acids. The transcript has 4 exons.
AUGGAGCACUUCCUCGUCCGGGAGACGUGGGAUUGGCUCUCGGAUGAGAAGCGAGUAAGGAAAGGCAGCUACUGGCUGCAAGCUUGCAAUGGCUAUCGGGUUCGACCUGGAGCCACUGCGCAGUACCUACAUCGGUAUGCCCCAAGCCCUUGCUCCCUUGCUGAAGCUCUUCUCAAGAAAGACUUUGCUGAGAGGUACAGUGAUUCUAUCAAUUCUGAUUCUGUCAACUUAGUUGGGGGCUUUGUUGCCGGCACAGACGUUACCGCUCGCAACGGAGGUACGAACAUCAUCCCAGGGAGCCAUCUUUGGCCGAUAGACCGGAUUCCCCGGCCCGAAGAAGCCGUGGCUGCGCAAUUGAAGAAGGGAGACGGAGUAUUUUGGCUCUCGACAAUCUUCCAUGGAGCUGGUGCAAAUGUUUGCCAGCCUGGUGAGCCUGAUGCGGAACGCAUGAUGUAUGGAUACUUUGGGACCAUCGACACACUGAGACAACCCGACCUUCAGAUCCUCAGUGUUCCACCCGAAGUUGUGCUUAAGAUGCCAGAGAUCGUCCUUCGCAUGGUGGUGAGUUGA